Molecule: messenger RNA, 2254 nt
Organism: Lindgomyces ingoldianus
Lineage: Eukaryota; Fungi; Ascomycota; Dothideomycetes; Pleosporales; Lindgomycetaceae
Product: succinate dehydrogenase subunit A
Exons: 4
Coding region: 54-1997 (647 amino acids)
Biological process (GO): tricarboxylic acid cycle; mitochondrial electron transport, succinate to ubiquinone
Molecular function (GO): flavin adenine dinucleotide binding; succinate dehydrogenase (quinone) activity; electron transfer activity
Source: RefSeq, a predicted model, not a curated record
CACCAGGCCACUCGAACACCACAUCCCUCUCCACUCCAUACUCCGUCGCCAUCAUGAGCUGCCUCAAGAUGCGUCGUCUGCAGCUUGCAAACCAGCUCACCAAAAGCCUCCGCACAUCCACGCGAGCAUUUUCCUCCACACGACCCGCGGCACGCAUAUUCGCAACCGAGCAUUUGAAGGCAAGGGAGGCUUCAGGCUUCAUUGCCCGCAAAUACCCUGUGAUAGACCACCAGUACGAUGCGAUUGUCGUCGGAGCCGGUGGGUCUGGCCUGCGUGCGGCCUUUGGUCUUGCCGAAGCUGGCUUCAACACUGCCUGCAUAUCGAAGCUCUUCCCGACUCGAUCCCACACCGUAGCCGCUCAGGGCGGUAUCAAUGCUGCUCUCGGAAACAUGCAUGAGGACGACUGGCGGUGGCAUAUGUACGAUACCGUCAAGGGUUCGGACUGGCUGGGGGACCAGGAUGCUAUUCACUACAUGACAAGAGAGGCUCCUCAGUCUGUCAUUGAGCUCGAAAAUUACGGCUGCCCUUUUUCGAGAACUGAAGAUGGUCGCAUCUACCAACGUGCAUUCGGUGGGCAAUCUCAGAAGUUUGGUAAGGGUGGACAGGCAUACCGAUGCUGUGCCGCCGCCGACAGGACCGGGCAUGCUCUGCUUCAUACUCUCUACGGACAGUCUCUGCGGCACAACACAAAGUACUUCAUUGAGUUCUUUGCUACUGACCUAAUCAUGGAAGAUGGUGUCUGCAAGGGUGUCAUUGCGUACAACCAGGAAGAUGGUACCAUUCAUAGGUUCGUCGCUAAGAACACCGUCCUCGCCACCGGAGGCUACGGACGAACCUACUUCAGUUGCACAUCCGCACACACCUGUACCGGUGACGGUAUGGCUAUGGUUGCUCGUGCCGGUCUUCCCAACCAGGAUCUUGAGUUCGUGCAGUUCCAUCCGACCGGUAUCUACGGUGCUGGUUGCUUGAUUACCGAGGGCUCGCGUGGUGAGGGCGGCUAUCUCCUUAACUCUGAGGGUGAGCGGUUCAUGGAACGUUAUGCCCCUACCGCUAAGGAUCUUGCCUCCCGAGACGUUGUCUCCCGGUCUAUGACUAUGGAGAUCCGCGAAGGCCGUGGUGUUGGUCCCGAGAAGGACCACAUCUACCUUCAACUCAGCCAUCUACCCGCCGAGGUCCUCCACGAGCGUCUCCCUGGUAUCUCCGAGACCGCCGCCAUCUUCUCGGGCGUCGAUGUCACGAAGCAGCCCAUCCCCGUCCUACCAACGGUCCACUACAACAUGGGUGGUAUACCCACCAAAUACACCGGCGAGGUCCUUACGGUCGAUGCGCAAGGCAAAGAUCAGGUUGUUCCAGGUCUCUUCGCAUGUGGUGAAGCCGCAUGUGUCUCCGUCCACGGUGCCAACCGCCUCGGUGCCAACUCCCUCCUGGAUCUCAUCGUAUUCGGCCGCGCAGUCUCCCACACGAUCCGCGAUAACUUCAAGCCUGGCCAAACCGCCGACUCCAUCUCCGCUGACGCCGGUGCGGACUCUAUCUCCGUCAUCGACCAGAUCCGCACGGCCGAGGGCCCCAAAUCGACCGCCGAAAUCCGUCUCAACAUGCAAAAAGUUAUGCAAACCGACGUCUCAGUCUUCCGUACCCAAGAAUCCCUCGAUGAAGGCGUCCGUAAGAUCCGCGAGGUCGACGCCACCUUCGCCGACGUUGGAACUAAGGAUCGCAGCAUGAUCUGGAACUCGGACCUGACCGAAACGCUUGAGCUGCGGAACCUUCUAACCUGUGCCGUGCAAACCGCAGAGUCGGCGGCGAACCGGAAAGAAUCCAGGGGUGCUCACGCCCGUGAGGAUUACCCGGAUCGAGACGACGAGAAUUGGAUGAAGCAUACACUAAGUUGGCAGAAGAAGCCGCAUGGCAAGGUGCAGUUGGGGUAUAGGGCUGUGACGGGCCAUACGUUGGAUGAGAAUGAGUGUAAGGCUGUGCCGCCGUUUAAGAGGACUUAUUGAGUGGACACGGACCAGAAUCGGGAGUGGGAGGUAGAUGUGGAGGUGUGAAGUUUCAUGUAUUUUAUGUAUAUUGGAUGAGAUGAGAGGGAUGAUUAUGGGGGAAUAUAUGAGGUGAGAGGUUGAAAUGAAAUGAAGUGCAUGUGGUGCUGUGGGGUUGUUGGGAAGAUGGAGAUUGAUUGGAAGUUCUUUUUGUUCCUUUGUGGAUUGAGAGGGGAGUAUAUAUCGAAUCGAAUCAAAAGGAAAUUUUCUUGGUCGUU